AUUCCUAUUAUAUCCGAGUGUGGAAGGGUGAGGGCUGAUAUAACCGUGCUACAAACUAACUGAAAAAAAAAUAGAACAUUUGCAGUUGCAAUCUGUAAAGUUGAGGCGGGGCAGAAAUCGUCAGCAAUAUGUGAGACGGGCGUUUUUCUCAUUUCUGAAACUCUUCCAUUUUCCCUAACAUGCCUCAAGCAAGCAUGAAAAUGAACAGGUUCUGCCGGAGUAGUUGAUAAAGUCAAACAGCACGCUCUUUUUGACGAGUCCAGCACGGACUAGGAAUGCGAUUCAGUCUCAUUGGAGAAUAAGUUUCGAAAGAAGGACUAAAUAGUUGCAAACAGCCUAAACUGAAACCAUGGACGUAUUCAAUUCAUGAAGAAUCUCAGUUGAGCCAUAAAGUUCUCUCUCAGGAAUCAGCAUGGCACACCGCUCUCAGUGUUCCUCAGCAGGGGAUAACCCCCUGGACCCCAAAUACCUGCCUUCCCACUUCCGCGAGGAGUACCGGCUGGCCAUUGACGCACUUGUGGAGGAUGACUUGGAGGGCUAUUAUGAAUUCCUUCAGAGUGCGGAUGUGGUGGACUUCCUCUCCAGACAGGAAAUUGAGCACAUUAGGUGCACAGUGCAAAUUCCAUACCAGAGCACUCAGCCAGAGCUCCCGUAUGUAGAGUCUGAGGGAGAUGGCUCUUCAGACACAUACUGGCCUGUGCACUCUGACUUGGAUGCACCUGGUCUUGACCUUGGCUGGCCCCAACAGCAUCACUUCAUAGGCCCCACCGAGGUCACCACGCUGGUUAACCCCUCUGAGCCAGAUAUGCCCAGUAUCAAGGCGCAGGCUCGUCGACUUAUCAAGAAUGCUCAACAAGUGAUUGCUGUGGUAAUGGACACCUUCACAGAUGUGGACAUCUUUGCUGAUAUUCUGGAUGCUGCCAUGCGAAGUGUUGCCGUGUAUAUCAUUCUGGAUGAACAGAAUGCACACCACUUUACUACCAUGGCUUCCAACUGCCGGGUCAAUCUGGAGAGCAUUCAAUUCAUGCGUGUCAGAACUGUGUCAGGCAUCACCUAUCGAUGUCGCUCUGGAAAGUCCUUCAAGGGUCAAAUGCUGGAUCGCUUCUUGCUGACAGACUGCAGGGCUGUCCUGAGUGGAAACUAUAGCUUCAUGUGGUCUUUUGAGAAGAUUCACCGUUGCAUGGCUCACCUCUUUCUUGGACAGCUUGUGACUACUUUUGAUGAGGAGUUCCGAAUCCUGUUUGCACAGUCCCAACCUUUGGUACCUGAAAAUGUCCUUGUUCCACUGCCAGACUACAGCAGUUUAUCUGACAGCCAAUACAGCACUGAUAGGACACCAUUGUUCAGAGAUCCCAGAAAGUUCCUGCCCAUAGAGAGCUCUCGUCCUAAAGAAUGGGCUAGACAUUCCUUUGAUGAUCAGAAAAGAAUGCCCCCUGGAAGGCACGAGCACAUCCACAGAUCACUAGAUCAGGGUCCACUAGAUAUGCACAGAAACAAGUACUCCUCACAGCAAUUUAGAAUAGAGCAGCAGUAUUUUAUGGAGCAAGGUCACCCUAUGAUACAGUCGAACACAAUGGAUUUUGCUGGCUCUAAAAGGCACAGUUAUGCAGAGGGCACUUAUGCCAGACACUCCUCCUCUCAAUUCAUGCAGCACCAAGCCAUGCACAACUUUGAGGAGGGUAUGGCAACCCAGAGCAGGAAGAUACAUAGGGAACAGCAUCACUACCAGAGAACAGGGCCAGAGCCUGGUUAUGGUAGCUACGAUCAAUUCAGGGACCAAGGGUACCCUCCGAUGGAUCAGUAUUCUGAGUCUGGGUACCCACAUGGAAUAGAGAUAGAGCCACCAGACAACUAUGACCCUGUAGUGAAUUAUUUAUCAUCAUCGAAACUUGCUAUGGAGAUGGGCCAUGGCUCAGACAAAUUAUCACAUCCAGGAGAGGGUCCCUUUUGUCAUUCAAAUGCAAAAAGACUGAGCGUGGGCCAUCCUUAUGCCUGUCAGACCUCCCCAACACAACAAAACCUGUCUGAACAGAAGCAGUUUUUUGUUGGGUCUGGUUCGGACCGUAAAACACAGGAUCCCAGUGCAAAGCAGGGGAUGCGAGAUUGGAGGAUCAGCUCAUACCUCAGUGCAUAUGAUGAUGCCGGGGAAGAAGACAUUUCACAGCCUUUUGGAAAUUAUCCCUUUGAAGAGCCCCUUAAUCCCUCACAAGGAAUAAUAUUUGCUCCACUGGUAUCAGAUCCCAUGUUUAAUGCAAAAGAGUUACCCAAGAUUGCAGGGCUCAGGUUAAAGACCACACGCCCAGAACAUUCAAGAACACCAGAUAUUAUUGUUAGCAUGGCAACAGAUGAAGGUGACAAAUCAGAGGAUAUGGAUGUAAAAGAGCCCAAAAGAGAAGAGUCAUUCCGUAGGAGGUUCAACCCUGCUAUCCAAAGGACCUCAAGGCUAAGAUCCUCACUAAUCUUCAGCUCACAACUAGAACAGCAUAUCUCUCAAGAACUGAACCUUACCUCAGGCCAACAUUGUGAGGAAACUGCCAACGAGGAAGAUGACCAAUCUAGAUUUUCCUUGACCGCUCAGAUUUUGGGAAAACGAAGAUCCAUAACAAGAGAACCUUUUCAAUGGAGAUGUAAUAAGCCAGCAACAGUUGAUAAUUCAAACAUAGAGUCUUUGAAAUUUGAGGACAUCACUACUGAUGCCGGUGAUAAGGAAUUGCAAAAUAAUCCUCCUUUGGGCACCAACAUGGCUUCUUCAAAGGAACAACCUAAACCUGACCAUGAAGAAGAUAGCAAAAUGGUACAAUGUGCACAUCCAUCCAAAUCUGCUCAAAUUGAGCAACCCAAAACCAUACAAAUAGCACACCUGCCAUCUUCAUUGAGCAAUACAUUAUAUAUAGAUAUGAAUGAUCCAGACAGUAGGUUCAAGUUUUUUAAAGAGUUGGCUGCCAAACGAAAAGCUGCAAAGGCUUCAGAGUCUGAGAGCAGCGCUGAAAAAGCUCCUCUAAAUCCAGUGACUCCAUUUGACUUGAAAACAAAAGACGAAGUCACAAGUGUAGAACCUACUCUUCCAGUGGCUCCACUAAAUCCAGCAGAUACUUCCACCAAAAAGCCAUCUACAUCAACAGAGGGACCUCUUAACCCAGAAGAUACAUCAAACAAAAAGAUAGCAACAUCAACAGAGGCCCUACGUAAUCCAGCAGAUACUUCAACAAACAAGACAUCAACAGAGACCCCACCUAUUCCAGCAGAUACUUCAACAAGCAAGACAGCAACAUCAACAGAGACCCCACCUAUUCCAGCAGAUACUUCAACAAACAAGACAGCAACAUCAACAGAGACCCCACCUAAUCCAGCAGAUACUUCCAACAAAAAGCCAGCUACAUCAACACAGACCCCUUCAGAAACACUGGAGACCUCACCUGUCUCACAGGGGAAUAAAGCAUCCAUGGCAACAAAUAGCUCAUUACAUCUUGAUGUCAAAGACAAGGCUUCUAAAAAUAAAGAACAGGAAGAACUUAAUCUUCCCAAAAGUGACUCCAAAACUCUCUUCAUUCGUAGAUUAUCUUGUGACGAUGGGCUACUUAGAGUCUCUAUGGAUGCUGAGAAGAUUGAGCUGAAGAACAGUCAGAACCAAAGUGUGUCUGAAGUUAACACAAGAGAUACAAGUGCAUUUCUUGAGCAGACCUCAAAAGAGCGUAUCUUUAACAACGCCCCAAAGGAGUUUAGUUCAUAUAAACUAUCACCAAAGGAACCAAAUUCUUCAAAUCCUGCUUCAAAGGAGCUGAGCCCAUCUCUUCCACUCACCCUAACAGAAGUUAGCUCGUCUCCAACAUCAACGAGUUUCAGUUUAGCUAAUCUCACUUCAUUUAAACAUGCCACAAAAGAUUUGAGCUCAGCCCUUACCCCCACCCUUAAUGAGUCCAGUUCAUCAAAGCAGAAAUUACUAUCCUCUAAACCAGUCACAGUAGAGUCCAACAAACCUCUGAGCCCCACCCAAUCCGAAUCAAGUGUCUCUUCUCAUCCCAUUCCAUCAAAAUCCAGCACCUCUGCUCAUACCAUCCCAUUGCAAUCAAGUCCCCCCAUUAUUCCUGGUCCAGUUGAGCCAGUUGUGUCUCCCAAGCCUGACAAAACUGAUUACAAGGAAUCUCUUAGCCCUACCCCAAUGCAAUCUUGCUCGUCCUCAAUCCCCGCCCCUGCAACAAAACUUAGCCUUCGGCUAAGCUCUACCCAAACAAAAUCCAGUUCCUUACCUACAUCCACCUUAGUUGGGUCCACUUCAUCAACACCAAUAGACUCUAACAUUUCUCCCAAUCCCUCCACAAAGGAGUCAUUGUUUACAAUUGCCACAACUGAGUUGAAGUCACCCUCUCCAAAGACCAACCCAAUAAAAUCCUACUCCUCUCCUAGUCCUGGCCAAAAUGAGUUUGUUUUAUCCCCCAAACCCUCCAAAACAGCAUCCAACUCUGAUCCAAAGCCCACCACAGCAGAGUUGAAUGACUCUCCCAACUCCUCACUUCCAUCGCCAAAGCAUUUCACGGAACAAGCCAACAAAUCUCCCAUCCUAACACCAACACAAUCUAGUUCUUCUUCCAAUCCAACAACAAGAGAACCCAACCCUCUUCCUAACAACACCCCAACAGAACCAGGUGCAUCUCCUGACCACACCCCAACAGAUUCAACUGCAUCUUCUAACCCUACCCAAACAAAAUCACAUUCCUCCCCUAUGUCUGCAUCAGGUGGAUCAGUUUUGUUCCCAAUGUCUGGUCAAACAAAAUCUAUCACUUCUCCAAACCUCACCCCAACAGAAUAUUGUUCCUCUCCUAAUCAUACCCCAACGGAGUCUACCUCACCAUUCAACCAAGUCCUUGUAGAAUCCAACCCAUCAAGUAACUCAAACCCAACUCAUUCCACUGCCUCUCAUGACACUGUCCCAGUUCCAUCCGUCAUUGUGGAUAACAGUAAGAAGGGCAAACUAAGUAACCUUAUCAAGGAGCAAAGAGCUGGAAGUUCUCCUGCCGCUAAAGGUGACAAGAAAGCAGGUGAUGCUGAGAUAAUGAGCAAAACUGCUCCUGGAGAAUCCGCCUCCCAUGGACCUCAGAGUCCUGAUGAAACCAAAGAGGAUGAUAGCACUAUGAAACCAGAGAGCCCUACAGAUCAAACUAAUCCCAUAUCACCCCCAGUGAAGCAAGCUAAAGUAAGUCAGUCCCACUACCAUUCAUCUACUGCCAAUGUACUCUCAAGCAGCAACCUAAGAGAUGACACAAAGCUCCUUUUAGGGCAGAUUUCUGCUAACAGCCAGAGCCGGACAGAAUUCACUAUAGAAUCUGCUGUCACUGAUGAUGCCAAACAGGAUGAGGCUGACCGGGGUGUUAGUGGUAAGGAGGAAGAAUCAGCCCAAGGACAGAGCAGAGGCCCGACUAGAACUUCUCAGGAGCGGGAGAAGCUACUUCAGAGAAUCGAGAGCAUGCGGAAGGAGAGGAAAGUAUACAGCCGCUUUGAGGUAAAGUACCAUACUGUAUCAAUAGGCCAGUAGCAAUUUACAAAAUACAAUUUUAAGGUACCUAUUGUACCCAAUGUACCCACUGUAUUGUGUUUUCACCCACACCUGCUUUCCUUCAUGUGAGCUCAUGUUUUCUGUUUAUUAUUCUGUAUUUUGAUAGAUGCCGCCUUAACCAGGGAUCGGAAGGAUGAUUGAGUAUGGAGAAAGACCAUCGCAAAUUCUCCUCUAAAACUUGUCCUUUAACUAUGUCCAUUCCCCAAAAGUCUAAAAUCACAGGUCAGAGAGGCACAGCUAGCUAUCCAGCAGAGAGGUAUUAUUCUCAGGUUUCUAUAUUAGAGUGUUCCUCCGAAUGGACUAUCUGCAUGUAAAUGAUUAAGGUUUAUGGGAACAUGAACAGAAACUUGACUUAAGUUGACUAAGUUUACCAACAUGGACUACUGUAUAAGUAAACAGAGACUCUACAGUGUGGACAAUGGACUACUGCUAUCUACAAGGUGGGACUGAAACAUGCAAUCUCAUCAGAUAAAUACACAGCUAAAUGUGAAAUAUAUUUGAAAAGUACUGUGUUCAUAGACACAGCGGACACAGGUAUUGUUGACUGUAUGGGUCAACUGCAAUGUAAUAUCUGUUACUCUCAUGGUUGUUUAAUUAUUAUCUGGUUGAGGAUCUGUUUUAUAUACUAACAGACAUUUCAAAAUACAAACAUUAGAAUCACCAUUAAUCAUCAUAGAACAUGUAAUCAUCAUAAACAGUGCAAGUAUAGCUUUCAAGUAGUUAAUGGACCACUUUCUUCAUUUCAGUAGGUUAGUAGGUGUAACAAAUCAGGAUGACAAUGUGCAAGAUAAACCAAAUGCAGGUAACUGCCAAAAUAAUGUAAACACAUAUGUAAAUGAGGGAUACAAAGAAUAUUGAAGGCAUGUUCUUCCACACAGGUGUGGUUCCUGAAUUAAUUAAGCAAUUAACAUCAUGCUUUGGGUCAUGUAUAAAAAUGCUGGGGCGGCCAUUAUUUUGGAUACUAUUGUUAUACCCCCAUAGGAUGACAAUGCUCCCAUCCGCAGGGCACAAGUGGUUACUGAAUGGUUUGAUGAGCAUUAAAACAAUGUAAACCAUACGCCAUGUUUGUCUCAGUCACCAGAUCUCAACCCAAUUGAACACUUCUGGGAGAUUCUGGAGUGGCGCCUGAGACAACGUUUUCCACCACCAUCAACAAAACACAAAUUAUGGAAUUUCUCAUGGAAGAAUGGUGUUGCAUCCCUCCAAUAGAGUUACAGACACCUGCCGAAUCUAUGCCAAGGUGCAUUGAAGCUGUUCAUGGUGGCCCAACACCCUAUUAAAAAACAUUAUGUUGGUGUUUCUUUUAUUUAUUUAUUAAAUUUUUUGGCAGUUACCUGUGUAUGCAUGAAUAAUCAUGUGUAUUUGCACAAAAAUGUUAAUUCCAUGGGACAUUUCGAUCUCCUGUUUGGACUUUCAAAAGUAUGUGGACACCUGCUUGUCGAAAACAUGAUUCCAAAAUCAUGAGAAAUAGUAUGGAGUUGGUCCCCCCCCUUUACUGCUAUAACAGCCUCCACUCUUCUGGGAAGGCUUUCCCAAUAGAUGUUGGAACAAUGCUGUGGGGACUUGCUUCUAUUCAGCCACAAGAGCAUUGGUGAGGUCAGGCACUGAUGUUAGGUGAUUAGGCCUGGCUCUCAGUCGGCGUUCCAAUUCAUCCCAAAGGUGUUCGAUGGGGUUGAGGUCAGGGCUCUGCGCAGGUCAGACAAGUUCUUCAACACCGAUCUCGCACAAACCAUUUCUGUAUGGAUUUCGCUUUGUGCAAGGAGGCAUUGUCAUGCUGAAACAGGAAAGGGCCUUCCCCAAACUGUUGCCACAAAGUUGGAAGCACAGAAUCGUCUAGAAUAACCAUGUAUUCUGUAGCGUUAAGAUUUCCCUUCACUGGAACUAAGGGGCCUAGCCCGAACCAUGAAAAACAGCCCCAGACCAUUAUGUCUCAUCCACCAAACUUUACAGUUGGCAUUAUGCAUUCGGCAGGUAGCGUUCUCCUGUUAUCUGACAAACCCAGAUGUGUCUGUCUGACUGCCACAUGGUGAAGCGUGACUCAUUACUCCAGAGAAUGCUUUUCCACUGCUCCGGCGUCCAAUUGGCGGCGAGUUUUACACCACUCCAGCUGACGCUUGGCUUUGCACAUGGCGAUCUUAGGCUUGUGUGCGGCUGCUCAGCCAUUGAAACCCAUUUCAUGAAUCUCCCGACGAACAGUUCUUAUGCUGACAUUGCUUCCUGAGGCAGUUUGGAACUCUGUAGUGAGUGAUGUGCAUUUGGAAGGUUUUCAGACCCCUUGACUUUUCCACAUUUUGUUAUGUUAGAGCCUUAUUCUAAAAUUGAUCAAAUUAGUUUUUUUGCUCAUCAAUCUACACACAGUACCCCACAAUGACAAAGCGAAAACAGGUUUUUAGACAUUUUUGCAAAUGUAUUCAAAAUAAAAAACAGAAAAAACAUAUUUACAUAAGUAUUCAGACCCUUUGCUAUAAGAGAGGAAAUUGAGCUCUGGUUGCAUCCUGUUUCCAUUGAUCAUCCUUGAGAUGUUUCUACAACAAGAUUGAAGUCCAUCUGUGAUAAAUUCAAUUGAUUGGACAUGAUUUGGAAAGGCACACACCUGACUAUAUAAGGUCCCACAGUUGACAGUGCAAGUCAGAGCAAAAACCAAGCCAUGAGAUCGAAGGAAUUGUCCGUAGAGCUCCGAGACAGGAAUGUGUUGAGGCACAGAUCUGGUGAAGGGUACCAAAACUGUCUGCAGCAUUGAAGGCCAAGAACACAGUGGCCUCCAUUAUUCUUGAAUGGAAGAAGUUUGGAACUACCAAGACUCUUCCUAGAGCUGGCCGCCCCGCCAAACUGAAACGUGGCACCAUCCCUACGGUGAAGCGUGGUCAUGGCAGCAUCAUGCUAUGGGGAUGUUUUUCAGAGGCAGGGACUGGGACACUAGUCAGGAUCAAGGGAAUGAUGAACGGAGCAAUGUACAGAAAGAUCCUUGUUAAAAACCUGCUCCAGAGUGUUCAGGAACUCAGACCGGACCUCAGACUGUUCACCUUCCUACAGGACAAUGACCCUAAGCACACAGGCAAGUCAACACAUGAGUGGCUUUGGGACAAGUCUCUGAAUGUCCUUGAGUGGCCCAGCCAGAGCCCGGACUUGAACCCGAUAGAACAUCUCUGGAGAGACUUUAAAAUAGCUGUGCAGCGACGCUCCCCAUCCAACCUGACCGAGCUUGAGAGGAUCUGCAGAGAAGAAUGGGAGAAACUCCCCAAAUACAGGUGUGCCAAGCUUAUAGCGUCAUACCCAAGAAGACUCAAGGCUGUAAUCGCUGCCAACAGUGCUUCAACAAAGUGCUGAGGAAAGGGUCUGAAUACUUAUGUAAAUGUGAAACUUCCGUGUUUUUUUGUACUCUGUAUAAAUGUAAUAAGCUAAAUAAAGUGUGUAAAUGAAUGCCA
Oncorhynchus nerka (sockeye salmon) is the source of this 8976-nucleotide messenger RNA. RefSeq names its product protein FAM83H-like. Bases 413 to 5530 code for a protein of 1705 amino acids. Gene Ontology annotation, cellular component: keratin filament. The record is from RefSeq and is a predicted model, not a curated record. NCBI's taxonomy places the organism in Eukaryota, Metazoa, Chordata, Actinopteri, Salmoniformes, Salmonidae. The transcript has 5 exons. Gene Ontology annotation, biological process: signal transduction; protein localization to cytoskeleton; positive regulation of cell migration. Gene Ontology annotation, molecular function: protein kinase binding; keratin filament binding.